Messenger RNA from Beauveria bassiana ARSEF 2860, 276 nucleotides. RefSeq lists its product as uncharacterized. NCBI's taxonomy places the organism in Eukaryota, Fungi, Ascomycota, Sordariomycetes, Hypocreales, Cordycipitaceae. The record is from RefSeq and is a predicted model, not a curated record. Bases 1 to 276 code for a protein of 91 amino acids. The transcript has a single exon.
AUGUGUCGCCUCCAUAUCGCCGCUCACCCCUGCGGACGCCGCGACGAGAGGCGCAUCGUCGUCUGCGAUCGCGUUCGCCGCCCACAACGCCGACGUACGCUGCAUCGAAACGCUGAGCUGUCGUCGCCGCUGUUGCAUCUGCCAUCAGCCCAUCCUCACCACCUCGUCACACGUCGUGUCGCCGCCAGCAUCGGCGCCGUCGCCUCCGCACCUGACUUCCGAGGCCGUCCCCAGCGGCUCCAGCGCUUCCUCCUCCUGGCAAUACCGGCUCCCUGA